AGAGUCUCAAACAUGUUAUUUCACUCGGAAAAUGCAGGAGGGAACUGUGAGUCUUGACUGCCAGUUGGAUGACGGUGGGAGAUGAUGAUAAAGGUGCUGUUAAUUUGUGUUAGCAAAACAUGGAAAAUACAAAAUCAAAGCCAUCAGGUGCACAAUUUAGAAAGACGAGGACAGAAGAAGAGGAGAAACGGGCCAAAGAUAAAGGUAUGGAGCUCUAGCACCACUUUAUGUACACCACAUUAUGGAACGUACAUGACCAAAUAAGCGAAGGUUACUUGGUGGCUAUAGACUAACUGCCGUUCAUUUUGUUUGUUUUCUUGACUGAGUUUGAGGGCACCACCGCUUCCAUCCGCCCAGGGUGUCAUUCAAGCUAGACCCGCCACUGCCACUGGCAUGCUAUAUGCAGACUGUUGCAUGGACAACUCACUAGCAGUAAAUAGUAAUAUAUUAACAAUCUCACUAUAGCAAGCCAUUUGCAACCCUUCAGAGUUGGAGUUAUGUCGGGGGGGGGAGUUCAUGGGCCCUAGAAUUCCUGGCGGCGCCUCUGAGUUAGUGCAUAAAAACGCUGUGAGCGACUUUUGUGGAACUUUUCAGAAUAGUGUACAGCACAUGUCUUUCGGUGUGCUGCCCCUCCUCCUUGAACUGCUGCGUGGGCUGUAUGAUGGCGCAACAACAUGCAGCAGCAUCACUCUUGUGCCAAGAGCGUUCUAAGCAAACACCUUAUCUGAAAACGAAAGUGCUUUGAAGACAUUGACCGGGGGAUUCACAAUGAAGAAGCGAUUUUAGAGAUCCACACGAUCCCGUGAUGAACGCGUCUUCCCCGCAGCGUGGAGUGCUGAUUCUCCAAAGUCUGUGGGACCACGUGAGGAGUGAACACAAAGAGGUCCUACUGUCUCCUUACCUGCCGGCUUUCAGCGCCUUCUUAUUCCACGUCACGUUCUGCGCACCUUUCCUGGUGCUGGAUGCCCUGGCCGGCGUCAGUCAGCUGGUCCGCUCCUGGAGGAUCUCCACGAAGCCGCCGUCGCCUCUCUGCCAAUGGUUGGCGUGUCUGUGGAGGAUUGUGGUCCGCUACCUGACCGCGGUGCUGCCCGCCACCGCGCUCCUUCAGACACUGCGGAGUCCCGCGGUUCUCCCUGAGCAGGCUCCCACCUGCUGGCAGGUUUUUGUGGAGGUUUUUGCCUGUUUGCUGAUUUUUGACACCUUGUUUUUUGUAUGGCACUUAUGCAUGCACAGGGUUCCUUGGCUUUAUUGCAACAUCCACCAGCAGCACCACCAGCACCAGAUAUCCUUCGCCCUGCAGGCCCAAGACGCCAGCACCUCCGAACUGCUGUCCCUGCUGCUACUGGCACUGGUGAGUGCCUGGCUGGUGGACUGCCACCCCAUGAGUGAGGCCCUCUUCCACCUUCUUAACACUUGGCUGGCAGUGGAGGACCACUGCGGCUACAGUUGGGGUCUGCACAGGCUGCUGCCUCUUCUGGGGGGAGCCCCCCACCACCACACUCACCAUGUCCUGCACAAAGUCAACUAUGCGCCCUAUUUCACGCACUGGGACCACCUGUUUGGUUCAUACUGUGGGGAUUUCUCCUGAUGAAGUCUUAGGGCAUUUUGUGAUUUGAUAAAAUAUUAACAAUAUGAUUAUAUUUUUAUUGCAUACUUUCUUAGUAACAUUAUAUGUGGCCUUUUAUGCAAGAAUGAACUGAUAAGGGAUGGUGGUGGAUGCUGGUUAUAGCUGCCUAUUUAACACGCAGAUAUCAUUUUGUUUGGUAAAUAAGUCAUUUGUGUAUGGCAAUAUGGGGGUUGUCUAUACAACACAGUUGUAGCUUGCCUGCGUAGGUACUGCCUUGAUGAUAUGAUAUCAGAAUACUGCAUGCAGGUGCAGCUGUGGCACAUUAAUAUGCCUCAAGUGCACCCGUUUCAAUUCAGACUUCGAAAGGCAUUCCAUUUUCUGAGCCAAAUGUCUGUGCCUUAAAUUUGAGGUAGCAAAGGCAGAUUUUGAGCCAUUUUAACGCACGUGCAAUAAUUACAGUUGUGUGCUCAGGCACAUCGCUGCGCUCUGUCACUCUUUCCCUCGCUCGCUCUCUCUCGUCGCUGAACGCUUGUUUCGGGGCGAGGAGAGGCGGUGUACGUGCGCUAGUACCUCCGGUCGGGUUUUGGGGAUUGUGUGCCUAGAGGGCGGCAAGGCGUACGGCCGUGUCCAGUGGUCAGAAUGCGUGCCCGUUGGUCGCUCUCCGAGUGGGGAGGGCACUAAUGUAAUAACACAUUAUUUUUCUAACAUUCUUGCGGUCGACAGGCAAAGUCCCUAAGAUCGACUAGUAGCUCACGAUCGACCGGUAGGUGACCACUGCCCUAAACGAAACCAGAACCAAAAACAGGACAGCCGGUCACAGCGGGACAAACAAGAACUAAAAACUAAUAGGAUGAAAAGAAACCCAGCGUGCUGCCCGGUGUCAUGCCAGCAGCCAGCACGAAGCAGCUAAGUGGCCCUGGAGCAUGACGAGGUGGAAACGAGCCGACAAAGGUAGCACAGAGCAGAGGGCAGAGCACACCUGCACCCAUUUAUAGGCGCCAGAAAGGGUGUGGCUAAUCAGCUGCUUGUUCUUAUUGACAGGCAAUGUUCCUAUUAAUACAAGCUAGUCAACCAUCCAAAUGAUUUCUUGAAACUAAAGUUUCUACGUAUUAUUGCUUCAGUAAUUGUCCAAAAUGUGAAACGUGAUUAUCGUGUUGAUUUUAAGUCUUCAUUUACUGUGGACUGUAAAAUUCUGUAUGCAUUUUGUAACAUAAAGUACAGUAUGUGAUGAUAUAAAGUCU
This is a messenger RNA of Dunckerocampus dactyliophorus (ringed pipefish), 2808 nucleotides long. RefSeq names its product cholesterol 25-hydroxylase-like. Gene Ontology annotation, biological process: cholesterol metabolic process; sterol biosynthetic process. The record is from RefSeq and is a predicted model, not a curated record. Gene Ontology annotation, molecular function: steroid hydroxylase activity; iron ion binding; C-4 methylsterol oxidase activity. NCBI's taxonomy places the organism in Eukaryota, Metazoa, Chordata, Actinopteri, Syngnathiformes, Syngnathidae. The transcript is spliced from 2 exons. Bases 806 to 1588 code for a protein of 260 amino acids.